Molecule: messenger RNA, 665 nt
Organism: Haplochromis burtoni (Burton's mouthbrooder)
Lineage: Eukaryota; Metazoa; Chordata; Actinopteri; Cichliformes; Cichlidae
Product: monocyte chemotactic protein 1B-like
Exons: 3
Coding region: 333-632 (99 amino acids)
Biological process (GO): cellular response to interleukin-1; positive regulation of GTPase activity; cellular response to type II interferon
Cellular component (GO): extracellular region
Molecular function (GO): chemokine activity; CCR chemokine receptor binding
Source: RefSeq, a predicted model, not a curated record
ACACUUAACUGUUUCACACUGCAUCAACAAUGAAAGGUCUGUGGUGUCAGAAUAGAAAGCACAUAGGAAGUUGGACAGACCAGAGAGAUCUACUUUGGUCCCAUUUGAGAGAGGCGUAGUGAAAAGGGAAACUGAACAGUUCCCUGUUUUAGUGAAACUCGACUCGUCACAAACUUUCCAAGAUGCACAACAGGGUCUCCCCGCUUCUUCUUCCAACUGUAUAAAUGUGAAGCAGGUGGACAGCAGUGACACAGCACAGAGAACAAGCCGACAGAGCUCAGCUGAGACUUUAAUCCACUGCUGCAACACGAAGCCAACAAACAAACUUCAGGAUGGCCGCUCCUCGUCUCGCUCUGUCUGUGGUUGUGCUCAUGCUGGCUGUCAUCGCUCUGACUGAGGGUAUGCGCGGUGCUGGCCCAAAAAAGUGCUGCUUCCGCUUCAAUGACCAGGAAGUGCCUAAAGGAAGAGUGGUCAGCUACGUCAAGACCAGCCAGCGCUGCUCCAAGCCCGCCAUCCUGCUGAACACAGUGGCAGGCCGACAGCUGUGUGUCAGACCUUCGGCCCCCUGGGUGAAGCAGCUCAUCAGCUACCUGGAUGCCAAAGCCGUCCCAGGACAGACAUCCAACCUGUAACCAUGGAAACUACUUUGGAAGAGCCUUCAUGGA